UUUGUUUACUUUUUAUUGUGUUAGAAUUUUCAAACUGAAUAGAUUUGUAAUUUCAUAUAUUUUUAUAAUUUUUUUUUGCAGGAAAUUUGUUAAAAUAAUUUUUUUACUAAUUUUAACGGUAUUUCGGAUUAUUUACACGAAGCAAAUGUAUCGAAAGAUUUGGCAUAAACCUCUACAUCAACGAAAAAUUAAACAGUGGAAGCAGAUGUCCUUCUUCAGCAAAAUUAUAUACUAUCAACAACCUUUCAUUGAUCAUUUGGUAAGCACUUGGCUGGAACCGUUACCCUUUCCGACAAUACUCAAAGUGAUGGUGACCUGCAUUUUGACAAUAUUCAUACUGCUACCGAUCAUAUAUCCAGCUGUCAUAUUUAUUUGGUCCUACGCUGAGGUGCAGUACAUCGUUGAAAACCACUACGACAUAGCCUUCCCGGAUAAACUCAAUGUGCUCAGCUAUCUGCAGCGUCUCUACUCCUUUCGCAUUGUCAACGAGAAAUACAAUCUCUUUCUGGUGCUGUAUUUGGAGCGCUGGCGCAUAGUAGGCACGGCGAUUGCCUCAACAAUCGACUAUAUACGCUUGGCGCUGUGUCUGCUCUUCACAACGUAAAAAAUAUAUAUAUAUUUUUAUAUAUGAAUGACUACAGAAAAUUAAAAAUUAAUUAAAGCAAAUGUUAAAAAAAAUGCGUAGUAAAUAAUUUCGAAAAUUCCAAACGUCGAAAGUUCGCACAUU
Zeugodacus cucurbitae (melon fly) is the source of this 727-nucleotide messenger RNA. RefSeq lists its product as uncharacterized. The record is from RefSeq and is a predicted model, not a curated record. NCBI's taxonomy places the organism in Eukaryota, Metazoa, Arthropoda, Insecta, Diptera, Tephritidae. The transcript is spliced from 3 exons. The coding region runs from base 146 to 604 and encodes 152 amino acids.